AUGGACAACUCCAGCAAACUACAGCAGAUGCAAGAUGAAAUGUCCAGAUUCGAGGCAGAGAUCUCGGGAUCGGAUCUAUUGGCUAUGCGGCCAGUUAUCGGCGCGGGAACCUUUGGGGCCGUACAGCAACAAUUGGAGCGUGCUUUACCUCAUCCGCCAGCGAUGAUGCCCCAGUUUGAUGUGAUGGGAGCUCGCUUGAUGUACCCGACUGUACCACCUCCCCCGCCACCGCCAUCCAUGAUGGUACCAGCAUCGGUGCAAAGACGCCCACCGGGCAGUGAAGUUUUUCCCCCUCAUCCAUUCAUAAGACCAGGGAUGCCCGGGCCUCAAAUACCACCUCCACCUCCGAAGCCACAGCCAGUAGUACUCACCGCAGCUCCCAAACUGUAUAAACAAUCCAAGGAAGACGAGGCCUUAAAAGAUCAACUCGAUGGCAAGAAAAGGAAACGUGAACGUCCACUGACUCCUCCUCGAGAGCCUGAAAUAGAGCCUUUACCACCACCACCCAUUGUUCACAUAGAUACCAAUGUACCAAAGGCCAAAAAGGAGAAAAAACAUCGAAAGGUUGUGCGUACUGCCGGCGGUCAAACUUGGGAAGAUGUGACCUUACUUGACUGGCCCGACGAUGACUUUAGAAUGUUCUGCGGAGAUCUUGGAAACGAUGUUACUGAUGAACUACUGACCAGAACAUUUGGCAAGUACAGUUCAUUCCAAAGAGCAAAAGUUAUUAGAGACAAACGGACAAACAAAAGCAAAGGUUUUGGUUUCGUCAGUUUCAAAGACCCCGGAGACUUUAUUAAGGCUAUGAAGGAAAUGGAUGGACGCUACGUCGGCAGUAGACCCAUAAAGCUUAGGAAGAGUACUUGGAAGAAUCGUUCAUUGGAUGUUGUGAGGAAGAAAGAGAAAGAAAAGGCUGCACUCCUCUCACAACUCAUGUCGGGAAAUAAAAGUUGA
Molecule: messenger RNA, 954 nt
Organism: Danaus chrysippus (African queen)
Lineage: Eukaryota; Metazoa; Arthropoda; Insecta; Lepidoptera; Nymphalidae
Source: the annotation of a GenBank genome assembly